AUGCAUAAUCAAAUUCCUCAACAGGAGACUAAUGGUGUGGAGAUCCUUGUUCAGAAUUCUGUGGAAUCUCAGAAUUUAUGUAAGAUCACUGGUGCAGAAGGUGAUCUUGUGGAUGUUGUAGAAGGUGUUGUCGGAGAGGUUCUUGUAAAUCCUAUUUUUGUGGCUCAAGUCAACCCUUCUAUAGGUGGUUCUAGUUUAGAGUUAUGUACUUGGAAGAUAUUUAGAGCUGCUUUGACUACUGAUGUUACGGUGAGAAGUGUGGGGGUAGCAAUGCCCAACAUGUGUGAUUUGAGUGGUAUGGAGGAGGAGUCUAUUUCUCAUGUUUUUGUUAGCUAUUCUAUUGCUCAUGCUCAGUGGUGCAGAUUGUCUGCCAUUAUUGGUUCUGGAAUACUUGAAGGAGAAUCUCCUAUCUAUAGAUUUUUUGGCUCCUUUGCUGUUAAGUCUGGUGAAAGUGUGGAUUUCUCUGGUAAUGGCAUUUUUCUAGUUGCUGGUAGAUUACUCUUGCAACAGGAUCAGAGUAAGAGACCCUUUGUCAGGUUGGUCAGAAGGGUGCUAUGUGAACAAAGGUAUGGGAUUGGUUGA
This is a messenger RNA of Ilex paraguariensis (yerba mate), 582 nucleotides long. The record is from the annotation of a GenBank genome assembly. NCBI's taxonomy places the organism in Eukaryota, Viridiplantae, Streptophyta, Magnoliopsida, Aquifoliales, Aquifoliaceae.